Molecule: messenger RNA, 1677 nt
Organism: Rhopalosiphum padi (bird cherry-oat aphid)
Lineage: Eukaryota; Metazoa; Arthropoda; Insecta; Hemiptera; Aphididae
Exons: 4
Coding region: 545-1387 (280 amino acids)
Source: RefSeq, a predicted model, not a curated record
UGUGCGCGACUUAAUGGUCGGCGGGUGUGUAGGACAGGGGAACUAAGUUGGCAGGCGGGUGGUCUCGACUGGCUCACGGCGCACGAUCUGCCGCCGCUGCUGCUUGGUUUUUCACACAUCUUCCCGGCGCGGAUGACGGCCGACGCGACACAGUACGAGCACAGCGUUCGAACCGCACCGCACAAGAUUGCGCUGCGCGAAGCCUCUUCUGUUGCUGCAUUUCGUGGUGUUCUAAUUGGGCCGGCGAUUUAAUUAUUAAAUACUAUCUCGUUAAUAAUAAUAAUAAUUUUGUCGUCACGCGUUUCUCCCGCUUCGUACCCAUUAUUCUCGUGUCUACCGGUCCCGGUGCAGUUCUCGUCGCAAUAAUCACACGAAGAUCUGUGCCGGUCGUCGGCGGUCGCGUUAUCAUAUUGUUAUGAUUGUCAUCGUCGCAACGAUCCCGUCGCCGGCGGACGGCUAAUAUCCGUGGCGCAGCACGACUGUCGAAAACCGGAAAUAGCGGGCGCGCGCGACCCGGGAGGGGUUGGUCGACGACGGGUGGCGAAUGAUGCUUAAAUUUGUCACGCACAAACUGAAGACUCACAGCCUCGAAGAUCACCGAAGACCCUCCAAGUUAAAAACUGUUGACCACGAUUCUGGCACAGAGUCUGACGACGAACACAGUCCUGACAGGGAACCUAAAAGUACAAAACAAGGAGUACCUGAAUCUACUCGAUUAAUGGAGAACAUUGGGAGUGAAGAUAUGGUUGGUGAUAUGGAACCUACAAGGUCUUCAAGCAGUGGUCGCAGUAGUGUUGCAACUCCUGGUCCUUCCCCAUAUUUCUUAGAUUCUGCUUUACCUAGUGACUGUGAUCAACAUAGUUCUGAAGAAGAACUAGAAGUUAUAAAUAGUAAUCCUGAAGCAUUAUUGCAAGUUGAAUUACCUACACCAGAUCCAGAUGAAGCAAAUUCCUGCGGUGUUCCUGAAAAUUCUGUAGCACCAUUAGCUCGUAAACGUUGUCGAUCUGCUAGUGAAGCUGGAUGUGGAAACACAAUAGCUGUAAGCUGGUCAGGAUCAUCUGAUGAUGAAGUACAAGGACUUAUGUCAACCAGACCAACUCCAUUAAAAUUUUGUGCAUCACCUCCAUCUCAUGUGCACAAACCAGGACAGUGUACUAUAUCCUCUUCACCACCUUUAAAACUAGUACAUUUGUCACCUAGGCAAUCUGUAUCUUUGCCAAACUCUUCUCCACGUAAACGACACAGACAAAGGCACCAUCCUACUCGUAAUGUGCAGAGGCCUUGUUUAGACUUCGAAAAAAUGCAACAGCUUAAAUCGUUGUCAGCAACUUCGUGGAGGCAUACCAGUAAAGACCACAGUGGCGAAUUGUCAGUGUACUGCUGGUGAUUCCAUAUGAUAAAACUGUUGUUUAUAUAUUUUUCCUUCUUUUUCAAUUUUUAUUUUUACCUAGAAAGGCUGUAUUAAUAAUGUUUAAAUCGUUAAGUUCGCCAUAAUUUACUAUUUUUGGCCAAUUUAUUUGUGUGUUACGGUCCUGGGCCACGUGUUAAUUUAACAAUACUUUACUACAUAGCAUUCAAAAUGUGGUACGUGGUUCUUUAGGCGGCCUUAUGCAACAUGAAAUUAAAAUUAAAAUUUUAAAUUUUAAUAAAACUGAGUCAGUUUAUUGAAUUAUUUUA